UAAAUAUAUUGAAAUAAAUUUAUCGGGACAUUAUUGUACAAACUUGGUGGAAUAUUCUAAAUAUUACUCAGUUAUUCGUGGAUUUUCAUGUUUGUGUGAAGUCUCAGAGGGGCUAUGACGUUAUACCAGCUAAUACCUCUGGACAUUUUUAUGUUAAUUUGAAUUCUGAAUGUCUGUAGACACCACAAUGCACUGGUACUCAAAGUUGUCUGCCAAGAUGAGUGGAUUUCCUGUCCCAUAAAGUGGACAGUCUAUAACAGUGUUUUAUGAAAUAAUAAAUCUGCAGUAUUAGGAUGUGCUUCAAGACAGCCCGGGCACAUUUCCAGAUGAUCUGGGUUCCUUUAAAAGAGAGGGCGACUAAGUAAAGGAAAAGUGUUUAAGACCUGCAGACAAUAUAGCAAAGAAACAAUAAACAAAGUUACGUUGUAAGGAUAUGGACCUCCGUCUGACACUCCUGCUGAUCUAUCUCUGCAACCAAGGAGUCACUAAUGCUGAGGUGGCAGAAGAUAAGGUGCUCCCCUUGGUGCCUCUUAUUCCUUUGAUGCCCAGCCACCCCAGAGAGAAAGUAGAAGAUGAAAGUACAGCACAAGCGGAAAUUGCAGAUACCACAGAAGCACCUGUAAUUGAAACAACUAUACGUAGAAGGCCCAACGGGGGCUCGUCAGAGGAAGACCAAGAUGAGGGUUGUCUGUCUGUCGGCCGAAGCUCGGAGUCAAGGGAGGCCAUCGCUGCUGCCAUUCAGAAACUGGGUGUGCAGCUGCUGCAGAACCUGGAAACAACGCCAGAGCAACCAAAUGUCAUCAUAUCUCCUUUCAGCAUAUCACUAGCCCUCUCCCAGCUGGCUUUAGGUGCAGUAAAUGAGACAAAGGAGCUGCUGAUGCAUCAUCUACAUGAAAACACUCUCCCCUGUUACCACGAGUCUCUGCAUAAUGUCUUAGAGCAGCUCAGAAACAAUGACCUGCAAAUUGCCACACGUAUCUUCCUGCGCCAAGGGUUUGCGCCAAAGCAAGACUUUGUCAGUGAAUCCCAGCGGUUAUAUGACUCAGAACCAGCAGUGUUGGAGAGCUUGCAGCAGAUAAAUGAAUGGGUAGAGAAGGCAACACAAGGAAAGAUGACUGACUUCCUGUCUGCUUUACCUCCCAAUCUCCUCCUCAUGCUUAUCAAUGCUGUCCAUUUCAAAGGAGAGUGGAAAGCUCGAUUUGACCCGCGCUUUACCUCCAGAGGUGUCUUCUACCUUGACGACAAGCACAUGGUUGAUGUUGAAGUGAUGGAAGAUGCCAAACAUCCCUUAAGUUUAUUUAUUGAUAAUGAGCUGGAGGCUCAGGUAGCGAGUUUCCCAUUCCAGAAGUCCAUGAGACUGUUGGUGGUCAUGCCUAUGUCCGGCCAGGUAAAUGUGUCCUCACUCUCUGCAAAGCUGAAUAUCUCGGACCUGUAUAAUCGUUUGCCCAAGGAGAUGGCCGUUCAAGUUAAAGUCCCCAAAUUCAAACUGGAGUAUGCUCAAGAGUUACAGGAUGUUUUUACCAAACUGGGCCUGGGAGAAAUGUUUUCCAGUCCAAACUUGGCUGAUAUGGCAGACGGCCCCCUGCUGGUGUCCAGUGUGAUACAUAAAUCCUGCAUGGAGAUAAAUGAGGAGGGUGCAGAGGCUGCUGCAGCCACCAGUGUUGUCAUCUCACGUGCAUCCAAUCCUGUUUUCCACCUCAGCCAACCCUUCUUCUUUGCCCUUAUGGAUGAUAUGACUCAAGUACCGAUCUUCAUGGGUGUCAUCACCAACCCUAAUCCUGGAGCUCCUGUCUUGCAGAGAGGAGAAUUUGGAAGCUAUGAUAAAGUGGGAUUCCCGAUUGACAAGAAUCAUGUUGGCUCAUUUGGGGGCCCACCUAAGUAGGGACUAAUAACCUGGUCGGCUAUCCCAAGGAAACUCAGACCAAGACCAUUAUGAUUGUACAGAUUAAAUGUACAAUAUCAUUUAGCUGGAUCAAAAUCUGUGUGAAAACAUAUGCUUCAUUUUUUUUGGUUAUUUCAUUACAGAAUAAACAUACUGAGUAGCCCAGUAUCCCCUUUAAAAGUCAGAUAUUCCAUUCAAAACUAUAUAGCUUUGCUGCAUUUGAUGACCUGUCCUGGUAAAGAAACUCUUCAAAUUUUAAUUAGAUACAAGAGAUGUUUCAUACCCAUAGUAAAAUAUCUGUUCAUCUUUUAUUUGAUAACACAUAAAUUUUCCAAGGUGUCAACAUAUAGAGCCAAACUAAUCUGGUGUAAUGUUAGCGUAUUACAGCAUCAGUGUGUAUGUAGUUGAAUUUUUGAAGAUGUUUUCUAAUGGCAUAAUAAAUUGAACUGAACUGGAUCACAUGUCAAGGUUAUGAGUUUUAGUGUAAAGCAUCUUGAAUGAAAAAUGGGUUGUAACCUGUAAGGCAUGCGUUCAUAAAACUGGGAAAAAAAGUAACACAGAGGUCUACUGUAGAGAACAGGUGGAAAUUUAACAUUCCUACUUGGGUAAUUCCAGCCAAAUACCAAUAAUUUGUGGUUGUUGCUAAGAGGGUUGCCUUUGUCCCUUCCUUUGCGAGGAACUAAGUGGUAUUGGGUCUUCCAACCCCACUAGUUUCCAUCUUGUCUUUGUUACAAAACAAAACGAUUGAAGUUCUUCCAUAAAGACUCAGACAAUGAAUGAGAGGAUUACAGGUUAGAGGAACCAAGGUCCAUUUUUGUAGCAAUAAUUAUAUUUGUAAUUAAUAAAUGUAUUAUCAUUCUUGCCCGUAACCACUAUACUCGUAUUUCCACUGGCACGGAGGCACAUUUCCCGUGUCUUGUGAACGCCUCACAGUAUUUGCCCG
Molecule: messenger RNA, 2825 nt
Organism: Xiphias gladius (swordfish)
Lineage: Eukaryota; Metazoa; Chordata; Actinopteri; Istiophoriformes; Xiphiidae
Gene: serpinf2b
Product: serpin peptidase inhibitor, clade F (alpha-2 antiplasmin, pigment epithelium derived factor), member 2b
Exons: 10
Coding region: 434-1882 (482 amino acids)
Biological process (GO): negative regulation of endopeptidase activity
Molecular function (GO): serine-type endopeptidase inhibitor activity
Source: RefSeq, a predicted model, not a curated record